AUGCGCCAAGAUGAGUCAGGAACGCUGCUUCUUGAUAGUGUAGCUAACGCUAGGUAUCAUGAAGGUAGCCGUGAUAGAGAUAGAGAUUUUGUUGCUUCUUCUUCGUCUAAAGACGCAGAUGUUCGGAGUGCUAGCACUACUCCAGCAGGUUUGGGGUAUAGCACGGUUAGUUUUCCGGAGAAUGAGCGAAUCAGUUGGAAAAGCACAAUUCCUUACUACCUACCUUGCUUCUCAUGGAUCCCUUCGUACUCAUUGAAGAAGUGUAUGGGUGACUUUGUCGCCGGUUUGUCUUUGGCGUCGUUCCAGAUCCCAUUGGCCAUGUCGUACGCGACUUCGGUAGCCCAUGUGCCUCCACUAUGCGGGUUGUAUUCCUUAGUGUUUGCUCCAACGGUGUACACGAUUCUGGGUUCAGUUCCACAAAUGAUCGUAGGUCCUGAAAGUGCUAUUUCUCUUAUUGUAGGCCAGGCUGUGGAAGCACGCCAUUCAAAAGACCCUACCGUCAAGGCAAUCAAUAUAUGUUUGGUCGUAACGUUUAUCUCCGGUUUAGUGCUACUAGUAGGAGGACUGCUUAGAUUGGGGUUCUUGGAGAACGUAUUGAGCAGAGCUCUACUCAGAGGCUUUAUUAGUGGUGUUGGUAUCAUUAUGGUGAUUACGUCGUUGGUUAUUGAGUUGAAGUUGGAACAUGUCACUCCCAUCAAACAAGAACACUAUCACUCUCCAUUCGAGAAAGUAAUAUUUAUUGUCAAAUACGGUCCACAAAACUAUCAUAAGCCUACUGCGUUAGUGAGUCUUGCAGCUUUUGUCCUUCUAAUGGGUAUGCGUAUCUCAAAAAAGCACUUGAGUAAAAGGUUUAAGUGGCUCAUCCUAUUCCCAGAUAUCUUAACGGUGGUUUUACUGUCGAUCAUUAUAUCAUAUAAGAUGCAUUUGAAAUCCAAGUAUGGCAUUGAAAUCGUGGAUGACAUUCCAAACAACUCAUUGAAACAUCUGAAGAAUCCCUUAUCAUCUGCAAACUUAUCGUCUUUCAAGGAUUUAUUCAGUACCGGUUUUAUGGUUGCUAUGUUGGGAUUCUUUGAAUCUACGACUGCUUCUAAAUCUCUAGGCACCAGUUAUAACUUAGCAGUCUCUUCCAAUAGGGAAUUAAUUGCUUUGGGCUCAACAAACGUUGUGGGUUCCGUAUUUGCAAUCUUGCCUGCAUUUGGAGGGUAUGGGCGUUCCAAGAUUAACGCAUACAGCGGGGCUAAAACGACAAUGUCAGGUCUUUUCAUGGGAAUUGUCACUUUAUUUACUAUUCAGUUUCUCUUACCUGUGAUCAGGUAUAUUCCAGUCUGUGUUCUUUCGGUUAUAACGACUGUAGUGGGCCUAACUUUGCUAGAAGAAGCCCCUCAUGACCUGAAGUUUCACUGGAGGUGUAAAGGUUAUCCAGAGUUGAUCAUAUUUACAGUCACGCUUCUUGCAACAUUGUUCUACUCUUUGCAAGCGGGUAUCUACAUCGGAUGUGCGUGCUCUAUUAUUAACGUAAUUAAGCAUUCCGCUAAGUCAAGAAUCCAGAUAUUGGGAAGAAUAACUGGAACAGACACCUUCGUUAAUGCCGAUGAAUACCUUGCUAGUACAUCUGAGUAUUGUGUAAGCUCUCAAGUUGAAGAGAUUGAAGGAUGUUUAAUCGUGAGGAUUGCAGAGCCGUUAACUUUUACAAAUGCGGAUGACUUGAAGAUGAGAUUGCACAGAUUAGAAAAACAUGGUUCCGCAGUAACUCAUCCGGCAGCUCCUAGAUCUCGUAAAGAAGAAAUGACAGAGAAUAUUAUAUUUGACUUAAAAGGAAUGACCAAUAUCGACUCUUCUGCUGCUCAAACCUUACAAGAAAUUGUCAUGGCAUACAAAAGGAAGAAUGUGCACAUAUUCUUAAGAGGUGUACGAAUGUCAGAAAAAGUAAGAGGUAGGCUUUUGAAUUCUGGAAUAGCUGAGAUGGUUGAGAAAAAUCCGGCUACAAAUACUUAUUAUUUCGAUACUAUUGAAGAUGCGCUAGCAGCUGUUGAUAACUUGUCGCAAAGACAUAACCAUCAAUCCCACACACCUCCAAUUAGUACUUUUUCAGAUACUUUGUUGAACUCUUCAAUGCCAUGA
This is a messenger RNA of Kluyveromyces marxianus DMKU3-1042, 2121 nucleotides long. RefSeq lists its product as uncharacterized. Lineage: Eukaryota; Fungi; Ascomycota; Saccharomycetes; Saccharomycetales; Saccharomycetaceae. Gene Ontology annotation, molecular function: sulfate transmembrane transporter activity. The transcript has a single exon. The record is from RefSeq and is a predicted model, not a curated record. Gene Ontology annotation, cellular component: membrane. The coding region runs from base 1 to 2121 and encodes 706 amino acids. Gene Ontology annotation, biological process: transmembrane transport.